Molecule: messenger RNA, 1032 nt
Organism: Paramecium tetraurelia
Lineage: Eukaryota; Ciliophora; Oligohymenophorea; Peniculida; Parameciidae
Exons: 3
Biological process (GO): apoptotic DNA fragmentation
Molecular function (GO): deoxyribonuclease II activity
Source: RefSeq, a predicted model, not a curated record
AUGAAAAUCCUUCUGCUAGUUCUAGUGAUAUAGGUGUUUAGCCAAAGCUGCUUAAGUUCGACAGGAACAUAGGUUGACUGGUGGCUGAUAUUCAAAUUGCCUGCUGACACAAGUAUUCCCUAUAGUGGAUUUGAAUACUAUUAUUGUGAUUCACAAAAUGACUGUUCUGCAAUGAACCUGAUGAAUGAUGAUUUGAGAGACUAUACAUCUGCCUUGUAAAGAACUGUGAGUUAGAUCUCAUUUACAUCAACUACAACUAUGAAUGUAGUAUGGAAUGAUUAACCCUCUGGAAAAUCAACAAUCUCCGAUAGAGCUCAUUCCAAAGGCAUUUUGUCAGCAUCUACUAGUGGAUAGGGAUUCAUAAUCAACCAUUCAACACCACAAUUCCCUGUUUUCGAUGAUACUUAAAGUUAUAUAAUACCUGGAAUGCCAAGCAGUUCUAGUGUAAAUGGGCAACAUUUUUUUUGUGUGACAAUGAUGACUUCUUAAAUUAAUGUUGUAGCCGAGCAAUAUAUUAUUGCCUAAACCUUAACCCAGAAGGCUAAUGAAAUCAGCACUUUUGAGUCAACUUACCCAAAUAUUUUUGCUUUAAGAAACAAUUCAAGGAAAAUCCCAGCCUAAAAUGGAGCUUCAUAGGUUAAGAGCAAGAAUGGAAUGAUCAUUAAUGUUAUUUCCAAGAACCAAAAUUUAGUGGAUGACUUUUAUGCUACAGUUGUUGCUCCUACAUUAAAAGUUGGUUUGGUAAUGGAAACAUGGGGAAAUGGAACUGGAGGUCUAUAGGAGGCUGCAUGCACAAAUACUUACCAAACUUAUAGCAAUAUUUAUAGAAAUCAUAAUGGUUAUAAAUUUAAAUAUACAAAAGACCAUUCUAAAUUUGGUAUCUCAGUCCAAAGUGCUAUGCCCUAUGUUUGUAUGUCUGAUUUGAAUAGAAUGACUACCUAAAAUAAAAGAGGAGGAACUUCUCUUUGUUUUUUGCAUUCCAAAAUAUGGAAUGUAAUAAAUAAGUCAUUUGUCGAAAGACAGACAUGCUGA